Messenger RNA from Gossypium arboreum, 906 nucleotides. Its product is annotated as non-specific lipid transfer protein GPI-anchored 6-like. Lineage: Eukaryota; Viridiplantae; Streptophyta; Magnoliopsida; Malvales; Malvaceae. The coding region runs from base 134 to 694 and encodes 186 amino acids. Gene Ontology annotation, molecular function: lipid binding. The record is from RefSeq and is a predicted model, not a curated record. The transcript has 3 exons. Gene Ontology annotation, biological process: lipid transport.
ACCACUUGUCUCUCUCUCCUUUUCACAACUCUCAUUCUCUCACUAUAUAGCCCCUGGAUAAUGGAAAUGUGUUUAGUUUCAAUUCCUUUCUUUUUCUUCUACUUUCCCUUUGCCUUACUUACCACUGAAAACAAUGAAGGAGUCCAAACAUGAGGCUUUCACACUCUCUUUCACCCUGCUUCUCAUGCUGCUGGGUUUGGCAUCCAGUGAUGUGAACCAAGACAAAGCGGAAUGCACUGAUCAGCUAGUCGGGCUUGCUCCAUGUCUUCCAUACGUUGGUGGACAGGCCAAAGCCCCCACCAUGGAUUGUUGCGGUGGGCUGAAACAAGUGUUGGUUAAGAGCAAGAAAUGCCUGUGUGUGUUGAUUAAAGAUAGAGAUGACCCCAGUCUUGGCCUCAACAUCAAUGCUAGUCUUGCUGCAACCCUCCCUCACACUUGUCAUGACACUGUUAACAUUACGGAAUGCAUCUCCCUUCUGCACUUGGCACCCAACUCCCAGGAAGCUAAGUUAUUCCAAGGAUAUCAAAAGCUGACAGAGAAGCAUUCCACAUCCCCACCUGCGAGUGGUAACUCCACAAGCAGUGCUGCAGAGAAGAGUGAUGGAGGAAUGGGAAAGAAGCGCGUGGGAGUAGUAGAGAUAGCUGUCGGAUUUUCACUAUGGGUUUUCCACAUACACCAAAACUCUGUUGUGUGAAUGAUAGAAGUUUACACGCAGCUGCGGCUAUGUUUGUUAUAUCCAUAAUUUAAGAGUUUGGACCAGGAUCCAGUUAUGUUUUUAUCUUAAAUUCCUUUUUAGUUUGUCUUUGAUUUUUUUUUUUGCAAUUAUAUAUUCUUAUAUUUAAUGUGUUGAUAUUCAUGGUGAGUAAGCACAUCAUUUUAUGAUAUGAAAAAGUUUUUUGGUUUGCA